CUGUCGGCUGCCGUUGUAGUCUUAGUCGUGGCUCCUCGUGAAUAUGAAGUGAACCUCUCUGACCCUUUCUUUUCUAUAUACAAGAAAGCUAAAUAGACAGGUGGGCAGAAAGGCGGGCUUCAGGGGAUCAGUGUUAUUGAGCUCUGCAGGUUCCAAGCAGGACGCAAUGGGGUCCUGGAAGUGUGGAGGCUGCCUCAGUUGCCUGCUGAUUCCUCUUGCACUGUGGAGUAUCAUUGUGAAUAUAUUACUGUAUUUUCCAAAUGGGCAGACUUUCCGUGUAUCCAGCAAUAAGCUCACCAACUACGUGUGGUAUUUUGAAGGACUGUGUUUCUCAGGAGUAAUGAUGCUUAUAGUAGCCGUGGUUCUCCUUGUAUUGGACAGUGAUAACCGCUACAAAUGCUGCCAGAGUGAAAACUGUAGCAAGAAGUACAUGGACAUCCUUGAGAACUCUUCAGAGCACUGGUUCAGUGACUGUGAAUUACUUCCGGUGCUCUUUGUCAUGGAAAUGGCUUUCCUUACAAAUUCUAGCAUAUGGAGCCUCUGUCUGGAGCCUGCACACGUAGUGGAAUGGAACGUCAUUCUGUUUUCCAUUCUCAUAACCCUGAGCGGGCUCCAAGUGAUUGUCUGCCUCAUCAGAGUGAUCCUUCAGCUAUCAAAGAUGUUGUGUGAAACCUACUCCGUCAUCAUCCAGCCUGGAAUCAUCUGAAUAAGGACAAGAAUGUUUCCAUUAUCAGCAUAUGAGCAUCUGUCAAAGUCUUAUAUCUACUGUAUAAACUUUAGGGCAAUUUUCAAAUAAUAGAGUCUUUAUAUUUAGUAUAUACUACGUCAAUUUUUGAACCAUACAAUCCUCACUGGAAGUGCCAACAGCAAUACUGCUACCUUUUUAUUUAGAAUGUUUUUCAAAGUUAUAUGUGCCAGAAACUCCAGAAAUGUUUGUAUGCUGUGAUCAAACAAAGCCGUCUCAAGAAUCUGUAAUGCAGAAGCAAGAAUGUGAGCAAAGCUUCGUGCAAAUCUGUGUAAUUGCAAUAUUGCUUAAUAUACUGAAAAAUUAUAAAUGGCUAAGGCCUAACUUGAGGGGGAAAAGUACGAGUGGCACAUUAUGUGUGAAAUGAUAUGGCAAUUACAAAAGGUAUUUUAGAAAUUAAUAAUGUCACAUAAAAAGGCAAGUUACAAAGCCGAACAUAGGGAGCAUGCCUGUAAUUGCAACACUUGGGAAGCUGAGGCAGGAAGAUCAGUAUGGGUACGACGAGGCCAGCCUGGGCUACAUAGCAAGUUCACAGUCAGUCUGAAAUACAUAGUUCUUGUAUCCAAAAGAAGAAAAACAACCAAGUAAAGGCAGUUUGCAAAUUGGUAUUUUUCAGCAUAAGCAUAGCUAUUUAAAUGUCUGGUGUUUUGCUGUACUGAAAAAUUAAAUUUCGGGAUAGAAACUAAAUCUAGAAGGAAAUUCACCAAAAUACCAGCUGUGAAUGAUUGAGAUCACUGGCAAUGAUGCUUCCUACUUUUCUAAUAUCUUUGACACUUAUUGAACGUGUUAUACCAUAAAUAUUUUUAAGUGUAUUUUUAUUACUGGGGUUUUAAAGGCUUAUGGCCUUUCUACAGGCUUCUCCACAUUAAAUAUCUGCAAGCAUCAUGCAAGAGCACUUUAAAUGACUUUCAAUGACAAAACUCCAAAAGGAAUUUUAUACAAAUUUAUGCCACCUACUUAACUCCUGCUCUUAUUUUCUUGUUCCUGGUGGUGACAAGAAGACAUAGUCUUGAAUACAUAAGCACCUGGCUGCUGUUAAAAAUAACCAUUUACCAGUUGAUAGCUGUGUCAUGAGACUGUUAACACUGGAUCAAGAGAAAAAAAUUCAAGUAGAACAUUUGUCUGUACACUUGCCACCUGUAUGGACCAUGCUCCCUUCAGGGCCACUGCCAUGCCUCAUGGCUUCCUGUCAGCCUCGGGCCCGGUGUGCACUCUGGGCUGACAUUUAUGCCUGGUCUUUCUACUGUCUGUGGCUGCUCUGCCGAGUGCCAUCUCCACCACAGAAUUUCCAGGCCUUAACACUUCUGCCACUUCUCCAUUGCUGUCCUCCACAGCUGCUGUCAACACCUGUGCCAAAGCCAGGAACAGUCCCGAGGACUGGGCAGUACAGUCUCCUUGGUGCCUGGAGGCCGACAGCCUCCACUAGGGGAAACCCCCUUGUCCACAGCUUUUGCUGAAGUGAGCAUUCUGAAAGCAAGCUGUGUUGUACACCCUGUGAUCCUCCUGCUCUGGACCCAGCUGGCAGAAGCAGGGGUGUCUCCCGAGCCUGGGGAGCCCAUUGUCAUGCUGGUGGUCUGACCCAAGCUGGAGUAAACUCUGUCCAAGUAAGAUUGGUGGUUAUAUCAAUUGUACUUGAGAAUUUGAACUAGGAAUCUCAAAAGGAAGCUUUGCUGUGAAGAAAAUGAUUAAAAGUUGAAAAAGAGAGUAUGUGUUUCGUGCUAAUGAUGUCCCUGUGGAAGGAGGACAUACGGACUUCUGUCCCUUCAUUCAUCUGCCUUUGUCCAUGGUGAACAGAGACAGUGAACAGGAAGACUGACUUCUGCUCUUGGACUCUUGGAAGAUCUCACUGCCUUUUCAUUGUCUAGGUCAUUUCAGUAAAACUCCAUCUAAAUCAGCGUGACUCUGCUCAUUGCAACCAAAAUGACCCAACCAAAGUCUCCCCUUUCUAGACUCUGUGUUAGAGCCUUCUAAGGGAGAGGUGUGUGGGCCCCCGAGUGGUACAGAGAUUCACUGAACUUUCUUUAAAAACUAAUUCAUAGUGCUGAAUGCUUCAAAGCGCUUAGACACGAGUUGUUAGUACCCGGUCCAGGGGACAGCCCAAGGUGUGGACACCUCGCUGCCCUCUGAAUAAGCCAUGCUUCUGACGGCCCAUGGAUUUCUCACUCAGUGAGGGCCCAGAGCAUGUUGUACCCAGGCCCUUGUGAAAUUCUCCCCCAAAUGCCUCAGCCCUCUUGUAAGAAGAUUUCUGGCAAAUCAGACCCUCCAGUUUUUCAGACAAAUCACCUGGCUCAAUUCUGUUAAGAUUCAAUGUAUCCACACAUUGAGUGGACUCUGAAUAAAUGUUGGCUAAUUGUACCACAGAACUGGGGACACUGUCUAGUGUUGGCAUAUGGCCACAGCAGUGUGACACUUUUACUAUAUUACAAUUAAAUUUCAAUAUAGCCACCAAAACUUCUGCAUUUGAAGAUGUUGCUGAUGGCAUUUUAAGUUAAACCGAAUUCAAACAGAUGGGUGCCAUUUGAGGAAAGAUUUAAAAACAACUACAUAGUUACAUGCAGACAUGUGUAAGCCUUCAGGUACAUAGAACAAUGACUAGAAAAUAUUUCACUGUUAGCAGUUAAUAAGAAUCACCUGAUAAGGGAGUUAAGAGUUAUAGUACCUUACAUUGUUCACAAAUUUCCUUUGAAAGUAUACUACUAGAAUUAUUAGAAAAAAAUGAUAUUUUUUAAAUAGGAAGUAUCUUCUAAUGUUUUCUGUCAAAUCCAUUCAAUGAGUUUAAAAUAGGAGAGGGAGGUAUGUAUGUCACAGAUCUUUUCUUACACCGUAAGAGAUUCUAAAGAGAUUCUAUUUCUGUUAAGAAUAAGCACCCUGCCAGCUAGUCCUAGUUCAGAGUAAAUUCUAUUUUAUAUA
Molecule: messenger RNA, 3655 nt
Organism: Octodon degus (degu)
Lineage: Eukaryota; Metazoa; Chordata; Mammalia; Rodentia; Octodontidae
Gene: Tm4sf18
Product: transmembrane 4 L six family member 18
Exons: 5
Coding region: 167-706 (179 amino acids)
Cellular component (GO): membrane
Source: RefSeq, a predicted model, not a curated record